AUGGCUCCUAAAAUACCUGGAGUUAUUCCUAAAGAAUACUCGGAGGAAAAAGCUACACGGAAGGAAAAAUACAAAUUAAUGAAACCGAUUAUCGAGAAGAAACGCCGCGAUCGUAUAAACAGCAGCAUCGGUCAACUCAAGGCUUUACUGGGCGAAGAGUUUCAGAAUGGAGAGCCCAAUAUCAAAAUGGAGAAAGCUGACAUCCUCGAGAUGACCGUGAAUUACCUGAAACUUCACAGUCAACAGAUAUUCACAGUGACCUACAACAAGAGUCUAGCUCAGAAUUUCAAGGAAGGAUACUCACGCUGUCUGCAAGAGAUACAGCGUUUUACGUUCGUGCCGGAAAGCAAAACCGAAGUUCAGAAUAAACUCGUGAAGCAUUUACACGAAGCUUAUCAUCUUCCCAUGAGCUCGAGUUACUCUGCUUCACUUAUGCAACCCCCGACGUAUCAAGUAGGCACGAAAAAGGAAGGUAAACCCAACAUUACGGCACUCUGGAGACCCUGGUAA
This is a messenger RNA of Hypanus sabinus (Atlantic stingray), 510 nucleotides long. RefSeq names its product transcription factor HES-5-like. Gene Ontology annotation, molecular function: DNA-binding transcription factor activity, RNA polymerase II-specific; protein dimerization activity; RNA polymerase II cis-regulatory region sequence-specific DNA binding. NCBI's taxonomy places the organism in Eukaryota, Metazoa, Chordata, Chondrichthyes, Myliobatiformes, Dasyatidae. The transcript has 3 exons. The record is from RefSeq and is a predicted model, not a curated record. Gene Ontology annotation, cellular component: nucleus. The coding region runs from base 1 to 510 and encodes 169 amino acids. Gene Ontology annotation, biological process: regulation of transcription by RNA polymerase II; anterior/posterior pattern specification; regulation of neurogenesis.